Messenger RNA from Rotaria sp. Silwood1, 348 nucleotides. Lineage: Eukaryota; Metazoa; Rotifera; Eurotatoria; Philodinida; Philodinidae. The record is from the annotation of a GenBank genome assembly.
AUGGUAGAAAAUGGAUUUCUUCCAUCACGUUUAUUGGGUUUGAGAAAAUCAUGGGAAUCAAAGUAUAUCAAUGAUUUAGAAGAUUCAUAUGGACAAGAAUGGACAAAUGAACAACGUAAACAACUUGAAUUCACUUGUCAUACAGGAUUUUUUAUUACGAUUGUCAUUUGUCGAUGGGCUGUUUUAAUGAUUUGUAAAACACGAACCAAUUCUAUUCUAAAACAAGGAAUGAAUAAUUGGAUGUUAAAUUUUGGUUUGAUUUUUGAAAUUGUUUUAGCUGCUGUUAUCUUUUAUACACCUUAUUUGAAUACCACUCUUCAUACACAUCCACUCAAAUUUCGUUGGUAG